GAAGCGGCUGUUCUUGGCGCCUGACUGGAAGCGAGCGAGCGAGCGAGCUGGCAAGAGGGCUUUUGGCGUGGACAACCCGGCAGCGCGUGAGGCCCUCCCUCCCUCCGCUCUCACUGGGUGCCCCACUGGGUGCCCGGCCCAACUGCCAGUCAAUUAGUCCGACUGAGUGGCCAGGGAGGCGUCUCGGCGGCGGUGGCGGCAGCAGCGGUUGCCGCUUCAGGCAGAUAGAGGGACCCUCCUCGGGGGGCGUUGAGCGGGAGGGGCCGGGCGAGUACGAGACCGGCAGACGCCCUUCUGUCUGUCUGUCUGUCUGUCUGUGGCGGGUGAUAGGCAGGCACCUCCUCCGCCAUUAAGGGCAGAAGGACAGAUUCCCCGCUUCCCCAGGAAAUUUGCGUCAGUUUAUCAAGCCUUUUCUGUGCUCCCUCCCUCCCUCCCAAUAAUCCCACUCAAGGCGGGGCGCAGAUAGUCCGUGCGCUUUACCGGGGCGGAGGCAGGUAGCUUCCAUUCACUCUGAAUCUUGUUGGGAACAGGCGGGAGAUUCUCCCCUUAUUUCCCUGCUGAGAGUCCCGUCCCCCCCACAUCGCCCUGUGGGGGGCAGCUAGGCAUGUAUCCCUCUUGCAGAGAAGAAUAUUGGGAAAUAAUCCGGCAGCCCCCACCCCUUUUUUUAAAAAAAACCCUCCCAUUGACAGGCUGAACACACGUAGCACUCCCCUUUCCUUCGGGCGAGACACAGGCAGAGAGAAUUGCCCUUUCUCUCUCGGUUGGGGGGCUGCUCUUCUCUUCUUUCUCCCGUCCUUCCACCCCAAGAUGCUGCUGCCGCCGCUGUCGCCGCCGCCGCCUACCCCCCUGUAGCUGAGCCCCAGUGCAGGGCGAGGCUCAGACCGUCGGCGUGCCGGCGCCAUGGAGCGCCGAGGGGAGGCUGCCGCCGCUGCCCUCCCGCAGACCCUGGACUUCACCGUGGAGAACGUGGAGAAGGUGAGAGGCACUCCACCAGUUGUAUUAUGACCCCAACAUUGAAAACAAGAAUCUGGCUCAGAAAUGGUUGAUGCAAGCUCAAGUCUCACCACAAGCCUGGCACUUCAGUUGGCUACUUCUCGAUAUGGACAAGGUGCCUGAGAUCCAGUACUUUGGGGCCAGUGCCCUCCACAUCAAGAUUUCACGCUACUGGAAUGACAUCCCAGCUGACCAGUAUGAAAGCCUCAAGUCACAGCUCUUCAGCCAAAUAACCCGUUUUGCUAGUGGUUCCAAGAUUGUGCUGACCCGGCUUUGUGUGGCACUGGCUUCGUUAGCACUAAACAUGAUGCCAGAGGCCUGGCCAUGUGCUGUUGCUGACAUGGUGCGCAUGUUUCAGGCAGAGGACUCUAAUGUUGAUGGGCGAGCACGCUGCCUGGCACUCUUAGAGCUGCUGACUGUUCUGCCUGAGGAGUUCCAAACCAGCCGCCUGCCUCAGUACCGUAAGGGGCAGGUGCGUAGCGUCUUGGCACAGGAGUGCAGUUCUGUCUUCCCCCUGCUAGAGCAAUUACUACAGCAACAAGACUCUCCCAGCUUCAUUAAGCAGAAGGUGUUGAAGUGUUUCUCGAGCUGGGUGCAGUUAGAGAUUCCCCUGAUGGAGUGUGAGAACUUGAUCCAGGCAGCCUUCACCUCUUUGCGCGAUCCAGAACUCUUUGAUACAGCUGUGGAGGCCAUUGUCAAUGCCAUUUCCCAGCCUGAUGCUCAGAGGUAUGUGAAUACUCUUCUGAAGCUCAUCCCACCUGUUCUGGGACUCCAGGAACAACUACGUCAAGCAGUUCAGAGCAGGGAUAUGGAGACAUCUCAUGGGAUCUGCCGCAUUGCUGUUGCCCUGGGGGAGAAUCAUUCCCGAGCUCUCUUGGACCAAGUGGACCACUGGCAGAGCUUCCUAGCACUGGUUAACAUGAUCAUGUUCUGCACUGGGAUCCCAGGACACUAUCCUGUCAAUGAGACCACGAGUUCACUUACACUCACUUUCUGGUAUACACUUCAGGAUGACAUCCUCUCUUUUGAUCCAGAAAAGCAGGCCAUGUAUCAGCAGGUAUAUCGGCCUGUCUAUUUCCAGCUGGUGGAUGUGCUUCUGCACAAGGCACAGUUUCCCUCUGAUGAAGAGUACAGCUGCUGGUCCUCUGAUGAAAAGGAGCAAUUUCGGAUAUACCGAGUGGACAUCUCUGACACCUUGAUGUAUGUGUAUGAAAUGCUUGGAGCAGAGCUGUUGAGCAGCUUAUAUGACAAACUAGGUCGCCUCUUGACCAACACAGAGCAGCCAUCCUCAUGGCAGCACACAGAAGCUUUGCUUUAUGGGUUCCAGUCCAUCGCAGAAACAAUAGAUGUAAACUACUCGGAUGUAGUGCCUGGCCUCAUUGGGCUCAUUCCUCACAUCAGCAUCAGCAAUGUGCAGCUUGCAGAUACGGUUAUGUUCACUAUUGGAGCACUUUCAGAGUGGCUGGCUGACCACCCUGUCAUGAUCAACAAUGUCUUACCCCUGGUGCUACAGGCUCUGGGCAAUCCUGAGUUGUCCAUCUCUAGUGUCUCAACCCUUAAGAAAAUCUGCCGUGAAUGCAAGUAUGACUUGCCUCCCUAUGCUGCCAACAUAGUUGCUGUCUCUCAGGAUGUGCUAAUGAAGCAGAUUCACAAGACAAGUCAGUGCAUGUGGCUGAUGCAAGCUCUGGGCUUCUUGCUGUCUGCCCUCCAAGUGGAGGAGAUUUUGAAGAAUCUGCACUCACUGAUUACUCCUUACAUCCAGCAGCUGGAGAAGCUGGCUGAUGAAACGCCAAACCCCUCCAACAAGUUGGCCAUCAUCCACAUCCUGGGCUUGCUCUCCAACCUCUUCACCACAUUGGACAUCAGUCAUCAUGAUGAUGAUCAUGAGAGCUCAGAGGUCAAGAAGCUGCCGGUGCCUCAGGGCCCCAAUCCGGUGGUGAUGGUGCUGCAGCAAGUCUUCCAGCUUAUCCAGAAAGUGCUCAGCAAGUGGCUGAAUGAUGCCCAGGUUGUGGAGUCUGUGUGCUCCAUUUUUGAAAAGUCUGUGAAGACCCUCCUGGAUGACUUUGCACCCAUGGUGCCUCAACUGUGUGAGAUGCUGGGCCAGAUGUAUAGCACCAUUCCUCAGGCAUCUGCAAUUGAUCUCACUCGACAGCUGGUUCACAUCUUUGCCCAUGAGCCUGCCCAUUUCCCACCUAUCAAGGCGCUCUUUCUGCUCGUCACAUCAGUUACGCUAACACUGUUUCAGCAAGGGCCCAGGGAUCAUCCUGAUAUUGUUGAUUCAUUUAUGCAACUCCUGGCACAGGCACUCAAACGGAAACCUGACCUGUUCCUGUGUAGCAGCCUGGAUGUCAAAGCAGUAUUCCAUUGUGGUGUGAUCUCCUUGAAGUUCCCUGAAGCACCAACUGUCAAAGCUGCCUGUGGCUUUUUUACUGAGUUAUUGCCACGUUGUGGGGAGAUUCCACCGGUGGGACAAGUGGUACAUGAGAAUGGCAAAAUGCUGCUGCAGGCUGUGCUUGAGGGUGUAGGUGGCCAGGCUGCACGCAACUUGAUGGAUCACUUUGCUGAGAUCCUCUUUGCUCUCAACAAGCACUGCUUCAGUUACUUGAGUGUCUGGAUCAAGGAAGUGAUGCAGCAGGAUGGUUUUCCAUCAGCCCGUGUCAGCCCUGAACAAAAGGAAAUCUUCAGCCAGCAAAUUCUCAGCAGAGAGCGUGUGAACAAACGGCGUGUGAAGGAGAUGGUAAAGGAGUUCACGCUGCUGUGCCGAGGACUGCAUGGUACCGAAUACACAGCAGACUACUGAGGGGCCAUAUAGCAAAACAGGAGCAUGAACAGAUCUGCUGGCUACCUGCCACUGCCUAACGCUGCUAUUGAACCAGCUCAUAGGACGAUAACUGCAACUAACCUGCUGAGGCUGCUCCUCUCAAGAAUGAGCUGUUUGUCCAUCCCUCCUGCAUGUUCAGAGGCAGCAGGCUACAAGGACUUGGAGCACAGGCUGGAGCUGAGGAUAUUUCCUCCCCCUGCUAGACUGGUGCAAUGAUUGCCCCUUGUUUUCCCGGCACACUCCUGUAGACAUAUCUGUGGUAUUGUCUGUUCCUAAAGAGUCUGCCUUUGCCCUGCAUGAGGCAGCUUGUGUCUGACUGAAGUGGAAGGCCCUGCAGCCUUGAAUUAUAUUAAGGCUAUUUCUAAGCUGUGGUGUUUGGUGAAUUGGGGGAAGAGACGUAACUUCUGGACAAUAUUGGGCAGGGGAGGGUAAAAAGCUGUAGCAGUUGCAGUUGCACUUAUAGCUGCCCUAGCCUAACGGGUAAUAAAGAAGAGUAUGAUGUCGUUUUGGACAAAGAAGAAAUCCAAAUUCUGCAACAAAGUAUUGGAAAGAAUCAAAGUUAGCUUCUCAGAAGGAAGCAUACCUGCCAGCCUUUGCAUUUCUUGGUUUGCUGGCAAAGUUGCAUAACCAGUUCAAAUUUUCUUUUUGCAGGUAACAAUCUAUAGGAGCAUCCUGUGGAAGGCAUAUUAUCAUACUAGCCUGUAAUAUGAAUGAUAGUUUCUAGGUUCAUUUAAAAGGGUUGCAGCCACCUUUACGCGCUCUGAUGAAAAAUGUCCCUGGUUGCUUCUGCAGCUGAAGAUCAAGAUGUGACAAUGGAUCUGAGGGUGUGCUACUGUUUAUGGUGGAAGGAUGGAAGAGGAGCAAAUCAUUUUCAUAUGGGGGACUGUUGGUAUUGCAGGUUUGGAGACUAACCAGGUUGAGCAAAUGUGCAAUUCAGAAUGACUCCAGGGCCAGUUUCAGUCUCCCCAUACAACACGAGUAGGUUCCUAACUUGGGACUUGCUGUAAUGUUUCCUAUCCCUCGGUAGCGAAGCUCAGUUUACAUAAAAGCAGGUUGGGAUGGCUUGAA
This is a messenger RNA of Podarcis muralis (Common wall lizard), 4882 nucleotides long. It is a transcript of the gene IPO13, whose product is annotated as importin 13. Gene Ontology annotation, cellular component: cytoplasm. Gene Ontology annotation, biological process: protein import into nucleus. Gene Ontology annotation, molecular function: small GTPase binding. The record is from RefSeq and is a predicted model, not a curated record. NCBI's taxonomy places the organism in Eukaryota, Metazoa, Chordata, Lepidosauria, Squamata, Lacertidae.